AUGAAGCUAACAAGCAUUCUCCUCUCAACGUCUCUCAUCGCCGCAGGCGCACAAGCCCAGCGGAACCAUCCAGGCCCAGCAGAAAACAGCAUGGCCGCAGUCAACAAAACAGCAUCACCGGACUACGGCAACGACCUGGCUGCCCUAGAACGCCAAGUGGUAUGGUUACCCCUCGGCGAAGACCAAGAGGCCUGUGCCUACGGCGAGGCCAAGGCCCUCGGGGAGAAGGUGGUCCUCAAGGCAGACUGCCAGAAGGUCGUAGACUACGUCUCCGGCCGGAGCGGAUACUGGACGGUCACCGGCUACGGAAGGGGCGAUAUAUACGCCCUGCUCUUCAGCUGGGGCACCUGUUCCUUUGAUGUAGCCCGCGUGGACGACGUGAAUUUGUAUUUUCAGUUUGGCAAUAUCGACGUCAAGUACUUUGUAGAGCAGGCGAUGAGGUUGAGCAACGACCCCAGUCGCAUGCCUACAGUUAUCGUGAGCGUCCACUGCGCUGGCGAGAAUUCGCCCUUGGUGGAGUGGAAGGUAGGUCUGCCGUGGUCAGGAGCUUUGCGCUCGGCGCGCACCAGCGCUGUUGGAUGGGUGGCGGUGGCUUUGGUGGCAAUUGUAUUCGCAUAG
Messenger RNA from Diaporthe citri, 618 nucleotides. RefSeq lists its product as uncharacterized. The transcript is spliced from 2 exons. Lineage: Eukaryota; Fungi; Ascomycota; Sordariomycetes; Diaporthales; Diaporthaceae. The coding region runs from base 1 to 618 and encodes 205 amino acids. The record is from RefSeq and is a predicted model, not a curated record.